This is a messenger RNA of Rhineura floridana, 1685 nucleotides long. RefSeq lists its product as uncharacterized. The coding region runs from base 1 to 945 and encodes 314 amino acids. Lineage: Eukaryota; Metazoa; Chordata; Lepidosauria; Squamata; Rhineuridae. The record is from RefSeq and is a predicted model, not a curated record. The transcript has 3 exons.
AUGACGCGGGCGGGAGGACGGAAGAGGGGAAGGGGCGCCUCCAUCCCCUCCCUGCGUAUACCCGAAGGCUACCCCGAGGGAGCCCGGCCGCUUGGCUCCCUGCUGCCCCCGGCUUGCCGAGCGGCAGGGAAGAAGUUGCCGGAGCUCCUUGUUCGGGCCGCCGCCGAGCGAGCGCAGCUGCGUCAGGCCCGGCAUGCGGGGGCUGGAGCGCGGGGGCGGGCGAGAUGGCUGGAGGUCGCUGCUGGAUCCAAGGAAGCCCUUCUGCGCCCGAGUCUGCUUGGCCCCGGGGAGGAGGGCAGGUGCUGGGCGAAGGGCGUGAUCCAGCGGCCGCAGGGAGGGCCCGACUUAGGGUCCCCGGUGAGCCUCCUGGCAAAGCGGCAGGGGGUAUUGGAGCCCCGAUCUCCUGGGUCCUCUCGACGGGCUCCCCACGACGGUACGCGGAGGGCAGGCGGCGGAGGCGCUGCGUUCAGGCGCUAUUGCAGCGCCGCCGCCGCCGCGUGGGAAGCCAACAGGCGAGAGCCACCCCAGGCCAGCCGUUCCCCGGCGGCGGGCGGGGAAUUCUCCUGCGUAAGCCCGGCUCCGGCUCUUCUUGCGCGGGAGAGCUGCCCGCGGGGUUAUGCUGUUCUCCCGGCUUUAACCGUCGGGAGGGCGGAGGGCUGCGUUCUGGAUUCUGCACCUCCAACACCAUCGCUUUGGGGCGUCUUCCGUGCUUCACUUCUGAAGGUUGCUGAAGAAGAUGCCCCCCUUGACGCGGGUCUUUGGGUCCGUGGGAGGCGGGUGGGGAGUUUGACUUGGUGCAGAGGCGUACUAGAAGGUCUUUUCUUCCUGCUGUUGGUGCUGACAGGAAACGAUCAGUGGCAGAGAAGAGGAUCUAUCUUCAGUUUAACCUUCCGCUGCUCGGUUUUUUUAAAACACCAACACUCACGUUGGCCAGGACAACAUUAGCUUGCAGUGCAUCCUAUCUUCAUUCAGUUUCUCUCUUUUUGCCUCAAACAUCUACCCUGGAUGAAGACUUCUGCGUUAGCCAAAGGCUUCUAACCAUUCUGAAUGCUCACGGCCCCAAUAAAAACAGCCUUGUGACUUUUGUAUGCAACACUCCCAUGGAAUAAUUAUUGGCAAUCCAAACGUGUGGCAGGUGCAUUGACCUUUGUUAAAACCCCAAGUGUGCUGGGGGCCAGUGCAGGAAAGGACUGCUGCCCUCCUGUGAGGUACUUGGGGCUUGGGAGGCCAUGGAGAGCCUUGUCGCAAAGCUCAGGUUUCCCUGAUGGGUGCUCUUAUGUACAUUUGUAUAUAUAUUAGCAAAGAUUGCCAACGGUCUGAGAUGCUGUGUGCCAGUGUGUAUUUACCUAAGUAGCAGGCUUUUACCCUGCAUUGAGAUCACUGAGACUCAAGGCUUAGUAAAAUAAGAAAAGCUACUGUAUUUAUAGAAAUAGGAAAGGCAUAACCCUCAAUGAUGAAAUGUUUUGCAACUGGUUGCUCCACUUUUUUUGGUUAAGAUUGCUGAUUUGUGGUUUCUGAAGUGUGUGCGUAGGUCAGUUGUGGUUUUUCCUACGUAUUGGAUAUGGCAUCCUGGUCUUUUGCAUUCAAUCACAUAAAUUAUAUUGCAGGACCUGCAGGUGAUGUUCUGUUUGAUGUAAUAUGUCCUGCCUGUCCUGAUGUAUAUAUUUCUAUUGUUUGCCACCCUG